Messenger RNA from Staurois parvus, 261 nucleotides. NCBI's taxonomy places the organism in Eukaryota, Metazoa, Chordata, Amphibia, Anura, Ranidae. The record is from the annotation of a GenBank genome assembly.
AGAGGCUCCCACACUGCUCCCACACUGCUCCGGGGCCAGGGGCAACUGAGAUUGCUUGCAGUGUCAUCCAUCAGUGCCCAGCAGUGUCGCCUGUCAGUGCCCAGCAGUGUCGCCCAUCAGUGCUGCCCAUCAGUGCCAUCCAUCAAUGAUGCCCAGCAGUCCCAUCCAUCAGUGCCCAGCAGUGUCGCCUGUCAGUGCUGCCCAGCAGUGCCACCUGUCAGUGCUGCCCAGCAGUGCCACAUGUCAGUGCCCAGCAGUAUC